Messenger RNA from Trichoplusia ni (cabbage looper), 1548 nucleotides. Its product is annotated as piggyBac transposable element-derived protein 4-like. The transcript is spliced from 2 exons. Lineage: Eukaryota; Metazoa; Arthropoda; Insecta; Lepidoptera; Noctuidae. Bases 73 to 1431 code for a protein of 452 amino acids. The record is from RefSeq and is a predicted model, not a curated record.
CUAAACUGUACUAAUAGUUAUGGGAAUGCUUUAUGCAAUAGUAAUAGACCUCACACCAGACAUAGCCGCAAAAUGGCAUACCGUGAAGUCACUUCCGAAGAGAUUAUGAAAUUUCUUGGACUUAGCCUACUCAAAGGUCAUAUAAAAUGUCCUAAACAAAGAAACCUUUUUUCAUUAUCUGAUCCACUACAUUAUCACCCCAUAUUUAGUUUCAUAAUGUCCGGACGAAGAUAUGAGCAAAUCCUACGCUGCCUCUAUGCAUCGGAAUUGGAAGCCAAAGGAGAAACUAAGGUUGUAAAAUUUAUUGAUAUGAUGACUCUAAACUUUCGUAAAAUUUACAAUGCUGGAAAAGAACUAUCAUUGGAUGAGUCGCUUCUACUAUUUCGAGGUCGUUUGCACUUUCGUCAAUAUAUCAAGUCGAAAAAGGCUCGCUAUGGCAUCAAAUUUUAUGAACUCACCACAUCUGAUGGCUAUGUGCUAAAUAUGAAAAUGUAUUCAGGUAAAGAAGCACCUGAGCAAAACUUGGGUGAAAAUGGGUCUAAGACAGAAAAGCUCGUAUUGCGAUUAAUGCGUCCGUAUUUGCUACAUGGUCAUCAUCUUUUCAUGGACAACUACUAUAAUUCUGUGAAUUUAUCACAGAAACUGAUUGAUUUGAAGACCCACUGCACUGGAACUUUGCGGGCAAAUCGUAAAGAAAAUCCUGUAUAUAUUGUAAAGAAAAAGCUGAAGAGAGGUGAGCACGUAUGGGCACGUAAGAAUAAAGUUUACGUUUCAAAGUGGAAAGAUAAACGUCCAGUAAUGAUGAUUACCACUGGCCAACAUCCUUCGAUUGUGGAAGUGAGUAACAGAUUUGGCAAGAGAAGACAGAAACCCGCAGAAGUGGAACUUUAUAACAGGUACAUGUCUGGCAUUGAUAGGUCCGAUCAAUUGAUAUCUUAUUACUCGUGCCCCCGAAAAACUAUAAGAUGGUACAAAAAGGUAUUGUUUCACUUGCUAGAUAUUGCGGUAUGGAAUGCUUACUUUCUGUAUAAAAAAUAUAAGAAAAACAACGCCUCUUCGUAUCAUUAUAUUAACUAUCGAGAAGAACUGAUCAAGGUGAUGAUUGGGAUUCAUGAUCGAAAUAUCAAAGGAAAAGACAUGGUCAAUCAAAGCAGCAUUUAUGAUAACAGACGAUUCCGACCAAGCACAUCAUCUGCUCCACAGGCAGUCAAUAUUUCUGGUACUGAAAAUAUCAUAACUGGUCAUUGGCCAGAACAAAUUUUAUCUAGACCUGGUACAGCAAAAAAGUUUGCUUUCCUAAAGUGCAAAGUUUGUACUAAAAAAAAUAUUCGAAAGGAAACGAGCUAUCGCUGUAAAGGAUGCCCCGAUAAACCUCCAUUGUGUCCACCAUGUUUCGAAUCUUACCAUAAUAGUAUUGACAAUAAUGAAUAAUUACGCUGAUUUUUAGAUUAUGAAACUGAUUGUGAUAUCACGUUCCUUAUGUACAAAAUGUAAGACUGAUUUAAAUAUAAUUAUGUUGAUUUUUGAGAAGAUUUAAUUACAUUUAGU